This is a messenger RNA of Loa loa (African eye worm), 348 nucleotides long. RefSeq lists its product as hypothetical. The record is from RefSeq and is a predicted model, not a curated record. Lineage: Eukaryota; Metazoa; Nematoda; Chromadorea; Rhabditida; Onchocercidae. The transcript has 4 exons. The annotation marks the transcript as partial.
UUUUUUCAAGAGGAAAAAGCGAAAAAAAAUUUAAUGAGGGAAGAGGAGAGGGAAAUAAAUAAAAUACGACUAGCAUUAUCGAAGAUUAGAAUUGACAAUAAAACAAAUUUGUCGCAUAACAGAUUGAUCGAUGUCAUGAUACAUACAAUCCACCGUCAAACUCAUAAACAACCAAAAGAUGAUUUCCGGAAUCCAGUAAUUCACAAGAUAAAUUUUUCAAAAGUUCCAUCUUGCUUGCUUUAUGCUAGGCCAACUUUUGUAUCAUCUAUUCCAACACCCCAACAGCUAUCUGAUAAACAUGAACCGGAAGAUCAGUUGAUAAAUAUGAAUCAUAAAAUCAAAUUUUGA